Messenger RNA from Styela clava, 716 nucleotides. NCBI's taxonomy places the organism in Eukaryota, Metazoa, Chordata, Ascidiacea, Stolidobranchia, Styelidae. The record is from RefSeq and is a predicted model, not a curated record.
AUGGCUAGGUCAGCGAAUUUUGUCAAUAGCGAAAAGCAGCUCCUUGUCCAGAUAAUUAGCGAACAUCCCCAAGUGGAGUCAAAAAGAACGGACGAGGUGUCAGUUGUGCAAAAGAAUUUGGCUUGGAAGCAAAUCGAAGCCAAAUUCAAUGCAACUGGCACCUUGUGUCGCCGAACUGAAAAAAAUCUGAAGGAUGCGUGGAAAAACAUCAAAAACAAAGCAAAGCAAGACAAUGCCCAACGCAAACGCCAUUUGAGGCAGACAGGAGGUGGGCCUGGUGUACCCACCGAUGAACUCAGCGAGAAAGUUGAGGCUCUCAUUCCUAGACAAAUAAAUUGCCUUGCGAACAACUUCGAUGAUGACAAUCAAAUUGAAAGCUCGCUCGAAGAACAAACAUACACACUUGUUUCAGUAGCUGAGGAAUCUUCAUCUUUCUCAGAUGGUAACGAAUCAGCAGUUUUGCAGACAUUGAGUACAGGUACUCCUCAUAGAGCGUUGAUUCCUUCACGAAACAUAGUAUGGAUAAGUAGAAAAAUACAGUUGAUGCACAAAGAUCAGGAAGACCAAGGAGUGGACGCUCCGAGGAAAACAUUCUGAGCCGAAUUUAUUUCUAAAUUCUUCGCUGAAGAGGUGCUGAGUUUGCCUAACUGAUUUAUAUGCCAAACAGCAGGUUUGCACCUCAAUCCUUCGGUUAAUCUACCGUAUUUGUCAUUCUG